This is a messenger RNA of Trifolium pratense (red clover), 1896 nucleotides long. RefSeq names its product protein DETOXIFICATION 12-like. Gene Ontology annotation, molecular function: xenobiotic transmembrane transporter activity; antiporter activity. The coding region runs from base 168 to 1673 and encodes 501 amino acids. Gene Ontology annotation, cellular component: membrane. The transcript is spliced from 7 exons. The record is from RefSeq and is a predicted model, not a curated record. Lineage: Eukaryota; Viridiplantae; Streptophyta; Magnoliopsida; Fabales; Fabaceae. Gene Ontology annotation, biological process: xenobiotic detoxification by transmembrane export across the plasma membrane.
AAAUCAUAUUUAAAUUUAACCCUAUUAUUGCUACUGCGGCUUAUAUUAAUGUGAAUAGAAAGCUACCACACCACGAGAAAGACCAAAGCUCUGUCAUACACUAAUUGCCGACUCUAUAUUAUACAUAACACAUCUCUCUAUAUUCUCUAUCAGUUUUCUUUUUCAAAAUGGGUGAAGAGAGAAGCACGAUGGAGGAAACUCUAUUAGCAAAAGUACAAAUUGAUUCAAAAACAGAGAAUGAUGAAGAAGAAGAAGAAGAAGAACAGAGAAAUAAAAGAUCAAUUAAUUGGGAUAUUUACAUAAAAGAAUUGAAGAGGAUUUGUCACAUAUCAGGUCCUAUGGUAGCUGUAGUAUUAUCACAAUAUCUGUUACAAGUUGUUUCAACUAUGAUUGUUGGUCAUUUAGGUGAACUCUAUCUUUCUAGCGCCGCCUUAUCUAUCUCCUUCACCGGUGUCACUGGUUUCAGCUUCCUGAUGGGAAUGGCCAGUGGACUAGAAACCACAUGUGGACAAGCUUAUGGAGCUAAACAAUAUCAAAGAAUAGGGAUGCAGACAUACACAGCUAUAUUUUCUCUCAUAUUAGUUUGUAUUCCACUCUCUUUCAUUUUGAUCAACAUUGAAAACAUACUAGUUUUCACUGGACAAGACCCUCUAAUUGCACAUGAAGCAGGAAGAUUCACAAUUUGGCUUCUUCCAGCAAUUUUUGCUUAUGCAAUAUUGCAACCACUAGUUAGAUAUUUUCAAAUACAAAGCUUGCUUUUUCCAAUGCUUUUAAGCUCUUGUGUCACUCUUGGUAUCCAUGUACCUCUUUGUUGGGCUUUGGUAUUCAAGACAGGGUUGGGUAAUGUUGGUGGUGCAAUAUCAAUGAGCAUUUCCAUUUGGUUGAAUGUGAUUUUUCUUGGAUUAUAUAUGAGAUUCUCUUCUGCGUGUGCAAAAACUAGAGCGCCAAUUUCUAUGGAACUAUUUCACGGAAUUUGGGAGUUUUUUCGUUUUGCCAUACCUUCCGCAGUAAUGAUUUGCCUUGAAUGGUGGUCAUAUGAGCUAAUUGUCUUACUCUCAGGGCUGUUACCAAAUCCACAACUUGAAACUUCAGUUCUAUCGGUUUGUCUCAAUACCAUUGCAACUCUCUAUACAAUACCAUUUGGAAUUGGUGCUGCAGCAAGCACAAGAGUUUCAAAUGAAUUAGGAGCUGGGAAUCCAUUUGAAGCACGUGUCGCUGUGUUGGCUGCUAUGUCACUAGCACUAAUGGAAACAAGUAUAGUGAGUUCAACCCUAUUCGCAUGCCGCCAUGUUUAUGGUUACGUUUUCAGCAAUGAUAAAGAAGUUGUUGAUUAUGUCACUGUCCUGGCUCCUCUAGUUUCUUUAUCUGUUAUACUCGACAGCGUACAAGGUGUUCUCGCAGGGGUUGCUAGAGGUUGUGGAUGGCAACAUCUAGGAGUUUAUGUCAAUCUAGGAGCCUUCUACCUCUGUGGGAUUCCCGCGGCUGCUGCAUUGGCAUUUUGGGUUCAAGUGGGAGGAAAAGGACUUUGGAUUGGCAUACAAGUUGGUGCUUUUGUUCAAUGUGUUCUUCUUUCCAUCAUAACAUGUUGUAUAAAUUGGGAGCAACUGGCUGUGAAGGCUAGACAGAGGUUAUUUGAUGCUCAAUUAUCAGGAGAGAAUAAUAGACUGGUAUGAUAUGAGUGAAGGCCAAAUUUGUUAGGGGGACAAUUCUCCAUUUUAUUGGAGGUUUUGAACUAAAGCUUGUUACAUCUUUUAUUUUAAGUGAUACUAUAGUAUAGUAUAUAUGAGCAUAUGCCAUAAUGUAUAUGAUUAAGAAUCUCAAGAGUAUUUUUCUCAGAGUAUUUGUUUUACUAGCAUUGUGUUGCGCCGUUCGGAAUACCAAUUGCCAUUUAUGAGG